UACUGGGGAAUCUUGUCCGCCCAUUCAGAACGUUGAUGUUGUUUGAAGCGGGCCCAUGCGCAUUAAAGUCCUUCCUGAUGUUAAUUUUGGUAGCAAGGCUAGUGUACGUUGUAGGAACGGACUGCGUGGUUUCGUUCACAGCGAACAUACUAUACGUUUCCUCCCCCCCUCCCCAUCCCCUUUUCCAAUACACAGUACUACCAGAACGUAGUGUUGUUUAUGUUUGGAGAAAUUCUGGACUAAAAGGGACGAAUUGAAAGUAAUAUCUGUGGAAUAUUGUUGGUAUUCUCAUCUCGACAACACGCAGUCGGACACACUGAUGGCGGUCACUAUCGAGGAGCUGUAUCGUAACUAUGGGAUCCUUGCUGAUGCCAAGCCAGAGGACCUGAACCAGGUAAGCAUCAAAUGAAUGGCUAGCUAAUUGAAAUAUCUUCCAGAAUAGCUACCUUUUCAUAUAAAUUAUAUCAGCAGUGGAAGCCAAAGGUGAAAGUUAUGCUAACGAAUUGGCUACAUAGCCAGCUAGCUAGCAUCGCCUGGACAUGCUAAACAAGUGUUAGCUUGCUAACUAGCUAAAAUGUGCCUAUGUAGGUAGCUAACGUUAAUCCUUCUUCAUUUCAGUUAACGUAACCCGACGUUUUUAGUUUAGCUUGUCAGCUAGCUCAGUCAUGGAACAUCGCUAGUUAGCUGUGUGCAAUCAACUUUAAUUUCUAGCAAGCGGGGUAGUUAGCUAGAUACCUAACGACGAUUUUAGCGGCUAGUUAGCUAUCUAAGUACUGUAGUUGGCCUAGAUGAGUUGAUGUUGAUUCCCGCGCACAGCUUCUGCCGAAAACGUAUUUACGCCAUGACUCUUGCAACUUGUCAUGUUGGUAAGAUUUACAAUGUUAAACUCAAAGGCUAGCUGACACAGCAGGCAGCUGAGGGAAGGACGGCUCAUAAUAAUUGCCGGAGUAAAUGGCAUGGCCUCAAACACAUGGAAACCAUGUGUUUGAUGUAUUUGAAACCAUUCGGCUCCAGCCAUUACCACAAGCCCGUCCUUCUCAAUUAAGAUGCCACCAACAUCCUGCGCUAGCUAGCUACUAUGCCAAGGGCUUCAAACAUUGCAGGCUUGUUUGGCAGAACGCUCAAUUUUCUAGUCCUCUACUGAACACUUUUGACCAAUUCACUGGAAGCUUUUGCAUUCAUGUUGGACAGUGAUGUCCUAUAUUACAAACUUGUGAAUGUAUCAAUUUGUUUCCAUCUCUUCUCCAGCACAAAUAUGCCUAUCAGGUGAUCCUUGAUGGGGUGAAGGGGGGUCCCAAGGAGAAGCGCUUGGCUGCACAGUUCAUUCCCAAAUUCUUCAGCAGUUUCCCAGAGCUGGCAGAUGCGGCAAUCAAUGCUCAGCUUGACCUGUGUGAGGAUGAAGACGUCUCAGUAAGGAUUUGAUCCCAGUGGGACUAUCAUUUCCAUUUGGAAAAUACUAUUGUCACAAUUCAUUUGACAAAAUAUAACAUGCAUAUACCACUAUACACACUUGAAACAUAAGAAGUUAGAUUUGAGAAAUCAAUCAAUCAAUGUAAAAGUGUACUUGGGUAAUGCCUGAUCAGAGUAGUCACACUACUCCAUUUCUCACCUGUUGUUGGUUUGUCAUCUUCCUUCCUCCUGUAGAUUCGGAGGCAGGCCAUCAAAGAGCUCCCCCGUUUCGCAGCCGGGGAGAACAUCGUCAGGGUAGCAGAUAUCCUCACCCAGCUUCUCCAGACAGGUACAGUACUCUUGAGCUAACCCACCUACUACUUCUUCUUGUACGUUUCCGGCAAAGACGCUGUAUUUCUCAGGUUGGGGUGCAAAUGACACAUUUAAUUAUCUAAUAGCCUCACACCCGUAGGUGCAGGCCACUGGAAUAGAGAAACCACAACGUCCUUGCUAUUUCGCUCUGCCUGUCAUUUGAGGCCAAAAUUGUUACAAGCGAAAAUGUGGUUACGCCCAACUCGGCCAGCUCACAGAAAAAUGUCCUCCUAUCCUCAGCAUACCGCCUGCAAUAUAACAGGACAUGCUUCACAUUAUCUACCUCUCCACAUUCCUCACACUUCCCAUCUGGUUGUUUCCCCACUAGCAAUAACCCACUUCCCAAUCCACAAUGGCCCAACCUCAGCCUUGUCAACAGAACCCCAUCCCCCCCCCCCCACCCUUUCACUCCCCAGAUACCUGCUGACCUUCCUCACAGACUUCUGGAUAGAGAAAAACUGCCUCCCUCUCUCCCACUCAUGUUGCCACUCCUGGGUCAACCCCUCUGCUAUGAUACUCCUACAUUCCAUCCCCCCCCUAACGGGACAACCACAUCUACCUCCUCCCUCUUCAGAGCCGCCUUCGCUACCUUAUCUGCUGCCUCAUUUACCCCUACCCCCAACAUGAAAACCUAUCUUACUCCCUUUCUGCACCACCCUAUAAAGUGCAAUCAACGGCACUAUUAUCAGGUCUGUGCUUGUCUUUGACUUCCCUUUUCUCAGGCUAGCAGCAGCGUCUGAACACAAAAUGACCCUAUUAGGCCACACUGUUUGUACUAUCCUGGGAGUGGACAUUAUGUAUGCCAUAGCGUAGUUUGUCAGAAGAUAUGUACUUUCUGUGAAACUGUGGGACCAAUAUUUAUACUCUCUUCUACGUUGGUGCUUACAGAUGAUUCGGCCGAAUUCAGCCAAGUGAACACAGCGCUGGUCUCCAUCUUCAAGAUGGACGCAAAGGGUAAGCGUCGAUUUUUCUCUCACGUUUGAAUAGGCUUUCAAUUGUUAAAAGACGGACUACUUCAUGAGUGAACAGGCAGGAUAAUGCAAUGCUCUACGAAUACAAAUGUAGUUAAGAAGAAAUAGUCGUUUCUCAGAUGUUUUCAUACCUCAAGCGGACUUUAUUCCACACGAUCUGUUGUGUAGAACCUCGCACAACGCUUUAAGAGAAAUUUGGCAGGCCUCAAUCGCAAAUGAAGUGGGAAAAUGGGCAUUAGAGUUAGAUGAUGUCGUUUGUUGAAGUGAGCAUAACAUGGCUUCCCCUCCAAGGCUGAAGGACUGUAUAGCCUCUAAGUACUUUGUCUAGCCAACCUGUAUCUCUCUGCUCGGCCUCAGCUACCCUGCGAGGCCUCUUCUCUCAGAUCCUGCAGGGGGAGGACAUAGUGAGGGAGAGGGCCAUCAAGUUCCUCUCCAUCAAGCUGAAGACACUGCCUGAAGACACCAUGACCAAGGACGUGGAGGACUAUGUGUUCACAGAGACAAAGAAGGUAUGUUCCAUAUCUCUCUGCUUUGGUAGCAACCAUCAAAGUGAAUCACCUGGGAUGAUACACUCCAUGCUUGAGGCUGUUUAGUAGAGCACUUUGUGAAAGGGCUCAGAUGGGAUGAAGUAGAAUGUGUUUUUCUUACUAUUAUUGGCAAACUGAAUACAAGAUCUCCAUAGGAGGGAUCUGUAAUCUAGUUGUGUGUUGGAUAUAUUUGUAACUGGUCAGCCUCACGUUGACUCCUGGAUCUUGUUCAUUAGGGCACAACAUAGCAAAACGUCUUGCAAGCGAAAAUGACUGUUUCUUGUUGGACAAGUCCAUGUAGUCCCUCCCCGUUGUAGUCUGGUUUUCUUUAGCUUUGUGCCUACUGAACACGUCUCAGCCCUCUGACCCACAUUGACCUCUGAACCAUUCCCCCUCCAACCACAGGUGCUGGAGGACGUGACGGGGGAGGAGUUUGUGCUGCUGAUGCGCAUCCUGAUGGCACUGAAGGGCCUGCAGACGGUGAGCGGGCGGCAGCAGCUGGUGGAGCUGGUGGUGGACCAGGCCUUCCUGGAGCAGGCGCUGAACCCCGCCGACCCUGACACCGUGGACCGCUUGCUGCAGUGCACGCGCCAGGCCCUGCCCCUCUUCUCUGUGAGUGAUGCAUACAUAUACACAUUAUAACACACAAGCUGACGGGUCAGCCCAUGCCCCUCUUCUCUGUGAGUGUUAUAACACACACAGGUCCAAGUCAUAAUAAUGUACUCCUCUUAGCGACUUACAGGGAGUGCAUACACUUUUAGUGUGUGCCCCCCUGUGGGAUUUGAACCCAUGACCUUGGCAUUGCUAGUACCACACGUCUACCAACUGAGGAAGCCGCAGUCUCCCACUCACAACACACACGCACGGUAUCACCAAACACAUCGUGCUAAUGUGUUGCUCAAUGCUCACCUCACACAGUCACCUCACACAUACUGUUGAUUGUUUGCAAAUGGCUAAUUACUCUUGUGAUGAGAACCCUGAGAUUCAGUAUCUGUUUGUGGCGUUACGUCUCAUUGUUACUACUUUCCUGUUUAUGCAUGUUUAUUGGUCAAGGUUCUGACCUGAUUCGACCAACCACAUCAAGUAGACGACCCCCUCCCCCCUUUCUUAUAAUUAACUUUUUUCUGCGACUUCUUGAACUUUGCUACCCUUCCAGAAAAAUGUCCAUUCCACCCGCUUUGUGACCUACUUCUGUGACCACGUCCUGCCCAACCUCAGCACCCUGACCAGUCCCGUGGCAGAGCUGGACAUUCAGCUGGAGGUCAGUUACCGCCCUCCCCUGUACCAACCAUACAGAGUUCAGGCAACUAGUCCUCAAUGUUGGCUCCAACAUGCCAGGAUAAUAGCAUUGUCAUUGACGUGUGUGUGUGUGUGUUUGUAGGUGCUAAAGCUGCUUGCUGAGAUGAGUCCUUUCUGUGGGGACAUGGAGAAGGUGGAGGCCAACCUCACCAUGCUUUUUGAGAAGCUUCUGGUAAGUAACAGCCUAGCUCAGCCUUGUAAUGGACUUCGGUGUGCUUUCACCAUACUGCGUGGGAUAGUGGGUCGGUGUUGAUUUUGGUCCGGGACAUGUAAAUCUGCUUUAUCAGACUGGUAAAAGGCUAAUGGACAAAACAGACCGUGCAAACGACCGCUAAAAGCAACGAGUGACCAUCCUCUCGCCUCUUACCACAGAACUUUGGCCGUCAUUUUAAUUUCCUAACGAUUCUACAUGUUGAACCGCCUCUGCUACGUCAACACCCAUGAGGUGAUCUAGUGUGCCCAGCCGAUGUUCGUUGUGGUGUGUUUUGUCCUUAACUGGUCCUGGCUGGUAAAAGGCGAACUGAUCAACCCCUUCCUCCCUGUGUCUAGGAGUUGAUGCCGCUUCCCCCAGAGGCGGAGGGUGAGAAUGGCGAGAACACGACGAGCGAGGAGCCCAAGCUGCAGUUCAGCUACGUGGAAUGUCUCCUCUUCAGCUUCCACCAGCUGGGCAAGAAGCUGCCUGACUUCCUCAUCGACAAGAUCAAUGCAGAGCGCCUUAAAGACUUCAAGAUCAGGUAGAGGAAGGGUUCCCCCCCCUGCAAAUGUUUUGUCAACGUUUGUGUGUCUUUUUGAUCAGUCUUGGUUUGUUGUGGGAACGUUUGGCAUAUAAUAUCUUCUGGUCUUUUUGUGUUUUCGCACCAUUUUCAGUUUAGUGAUCUGCAUUCAUGCGUUAUAGCAAUGUUUCUGUUGAAUUUCUAUCAGUCUCCUCCAGGGCAUUAAAUGAACACAUGCCAAAUGCGGGUAAAUUUAGGUAUUGGCGGGUAAGAAUGUUUAUUUCACCAGCCACGUUUGCGGGUGGUCAAUUUGCAGGGCUCUAUAGUGCAAGCAUUACAUUCGGUAAUAAUAAUUAAGACACACAAAUGACUAGAGGGAGUCCGACUAGAGGGCAGGGCUCAGACUUGCGAGUGACUAGCACCUGUUGUCUCUCUCUCCUCCCUGCUGCAGCGACCACCACAGCGCGAUAAACACAGUUUAUGUUCUGUCUGUGUUGUUGAAGCUGCAACAUAAUUACAGCCAUUUCUGACUGAGAAGUUCUGUUACCGAAAUCCCUAAUUUGUUUAGGAAAAACAUGGCCUAUUCCCUCAGCCCUUACUCUCUUUACGUGACACAUGUAUGCAACACAUGCACUUGUCCAAAGACCUAUUCGCACGGGAGUAGUAUUACUCGUAGAGAACGUUGGUUAUGUAAUUUACUCCAGAAUGUCUGUCAUUCCAGAUGACGAUUCGGACAAGACUCGUUUUUUUUCCAAACUGCCCCCUGUCAUUUUUUUCAAAUAAAUGGACAGUUAUGACCGAAGCCUGGAGGUUUUUAUUCUAGGUGUGAAGAUAGUAUUUCAACAUGUACAGGUGAUAGGACCACACUGAGAACUCUAGCUUGAUUCCCAAGUUUCUAAACCAGCGUUCCUAUAGUGUCGCCAUAAUAUUUGAAUUGAGGAAGUGUGAUCAUAAUCAUUAGGAUAUUUUAGCGAUCCGCGGUACAUCCUAAAUGCCCCCCAGCCUUCAGAUGUGAGCUAAACAGUGCAAUUGCACUUGAGAUGCAUUUUAAGGCUAUGGAUGAGUUUCCAAACGUUUAGGUCAGUUGUAUGCUGCUUUGCAAUCUAUUAACAGCAAGGGUUGCAUUAAAUAUGCUCUAUUUUCAGUUCAUACGCACAAAACAUAUAAACAAAAGCAUUCACCGUGAAAGUUGAUAGGCUACAUGUAGGUCGUUCAUACAGUGCAUUCGGAAAGUAUUCAGACCCCUUGACUUUUUCCACAUUUUGUUACGUUACAGCCUUAAUCUAAAAUGGAUUACAUAAAAAUAAAAAAAUCCUCAGCAAUCUACACACAAUACCCCAUAAUGACAAAGCGAAAAUAGGUUUUUAGCAAAUUUAUAAAAUCAAAAAAACAGAUACCUUAUUUACAUAACUAUUCAGACCCUUUGCUAUGAGACUCGCAAUUCAGCACAGAUGCAUCCUGUUUCCACUGAUCAUCCUUCAGAUGUUUCUACAACUUGAUUGGAGUCCACCUGUGGUAAAUUCAAUUGAUUGGACAUGAUUUAAUAAGGCGCACACCUGUCUAUAUAAGGUCCCACAGUUGACAGUGCAUGUCAGAACAAAAACCAAGCCGUUAGGUCAAAGGAACUGUCCGUAGAGCUCUGAGACAGGAUUGUGUCGAGGCACAGAUCUGGGGAAAAGUACCAAAACAUUUCUACAGCAUUGAAGGUCCCCAAGAACACAGUGACCUCCUCCAUUCUUAAAUGGAAGAAGUUUGGAACCACCAAGACUCUUCCUAGAGCUGGCCGCUCGGCCAAACUGAGCAAUCAGUGGAGAAGGGCCUUGGUCAGCGAGGUGACCAAGAACUGGAUGGUCACUCUGACAGAGCUCUAGAGUUCCUCUGUGGAGAUGGGAAAACCUUCCAGAAGGACAACCAUCUCUGCAGCACUCCACCAAUCAGGCCUUUAUGGUAGAGUGGCCAGACGGAAGCCACUCCUCAGUAAAAGGCACGACAGCCCGCUUGGAGUUUGCCAAAAGGCACCUAAAGGACUCUCAGACCAUGAGAAACAAGAUUCUCUGGUCUGAUGAAACCAAGAUUGAACUCUUUGGCCUGAAUGGGUCACGUCUGGAGGAAACCUGGCACCAUCCCUACGGUGAAGCAUGGUGGUGGUAGCAUCAUGCUGUGGGGAUGUUUUUCAGCGGCAGGGACUGGGAGACUAGUCAGGAUCGAGGGAAAGAUGAACGGAGCAAAGUACAGAGAGAUCCUUGAUGAAAACCUGCUCCAGACCACUCAGAACCUCAGACUGGGGCGUAGGUUCACCUUCCAACAGGACAACAACCCUAAGCACACAGCCAAAACAACGCAGGAGUGGCUUCGGGACAAGUCUCUGAGUGUCCCAGCCAGAGCCCAGACUUGAACCCAAUCGAACAUCUCUGGAGAGACCUGAAAAUAGCUGUGCAGCGACGCUCCCCAUCCAACCUGACAGAGGUUAAGAGGAUCUGCAGAGAAGAAUCUGAGAAAUUCCCCAAAUACAGGUGCGCCAAGCUUGUAGCGUCAUACCCAAGAAGACUCGAUGCUGUAAUCGCUGCCAAAGGUGCUUCAACAAAGUACUGAUUGAAGGGUCUGAAUACUUAUGUAAAUGUCAUUUUAACGUUAAUUUUUUAUUAUUAGCAGAAAUGUCAAUCCUAUUUUUGCUUUGUCGUUAUGGGGUGUUGUGUGUAGAUUGAGGGGUAAAAAACGAUUUAAUCAAUUUCAGAAUAAGGCUGUAACCUAACAAUGUGGAAAAAGUCAAGGGGUCUGAAUACUUUCCAAAGUGAUGAAAUUAACAAAUUAAUGAUUGAUUGAUACAGUAGCCUAUAGAAGUGAUGAAAUAUAGGCUUAAGUAAGUUACGGUAUUAAGACUAAACACAAUGUGCUGUUAGGCCUACAGUUCGAUGGUGGUUAUUCAAGGCUGCUAUACCAAGCCUACUAAUGAUAAUGGCAUUAUUUAUUAUUACAAUAAUAAUAAUAGUAAUAAUAAGGCGAUCAAGAAAAAGGAGCAUUAUUAUUAUUAUUGUUAUAAAUAUUAUUUUGCUUUCCUCUCCUCACUUUUCUUAGACAAUAAGGCAAGGGCUGUUUUCUCAUCUCUUCAUUCUGCUGCUUCCUCCGUGGCGUAGUUCUCAACACCAAUACGCUGGUUAACGUUGCUAUUAUGCACAUAGUACAUGGUCUAGGAAAAGGCGCCAAUUCAACAGCACACUGUUUCAGAACCGUGGACAGCGACCGUUAUCCAACGAGGGAGAAAGCGCAUUUGUUAUAUGUUCCAUCCACAGUGGAUCAGUCCGCUCAGACAGGCGCGAAUCAGACCGGUGUCUUAUACACCGUGAGGUAAAUGUAUUUAGACACACGUGACAGGACUCGAGUGGGCCCCGUUACCAUAGUAACCUCCUGCCCUUCAAGGGGCCGCUGAACAGUUUUUCUCUAUUUUGAUUAAAACUCAGAUCACAAAUGAAAUUGCGCGAUAUAACACAUUACUUCUUACUAAUACAUUUCUUGUUUUAGAAACAUUACAAAGCAUGGAAAUGUGUUUUUUGAUGUAAUUAUGGUGGUAAAGAUUUGGGCUGAUAACAAAUGUGACAGGUAGAUCUGUCUGCCAUAGUGUCUGGUGGACCAAAAAGUACAUUUUAGGCCCUGGUCUCCACUAUAAUUUAAUAUGCCAUUUUAGCAGACGCUUUUAUCCAAAGCGACUUAGUCAUGCGUGCAUACAUUUUUUUUUUUUUUUUGUGUAUGGGUGGUCCCGGGGAUCGAACCCACUACCUUGGCGUUACAAGCGCCGUGCUCUACCAGCUGAGCUACAGAGGACCACAAUCCAGACACCAUAGUGUCUGGAUGCCAGUAAUGUCAUCUUUUUUUUUUUUUUCUUCAGUCACUCUAACCCUAGUUUGUCUUCUCUCCUGCCUUCAGGUUACAGUACUUUGCCAGAGGGCUGCAGGUAUACAUUCGCCAGCUGCGAGUAGCCCUACAAGGCAAGACGGGAGAGGCACUGAAGACCGACGAGGUAUGUAUCGUUUUAGCAGCUGUUUUGCUCUCUGAUGAGGACUUGCUUUGUUUCCUCUUGACGGUAUCUCACCAGCCACAAAGAAUCAUGCAGAUUCAAUCAGGAACAGUCUCUGGAGACAUUGUUAAUCAUGUGUUCCUUCUGUUCUAGUGUAAUAGUUGUCUUGUGUUUUCAUCCCUCUUAGAACAAGAUCAAAGUGGUGGCUCUGAAGAUCACGAACAACAUCAACGUUCUGAUCAAGGUGAGAUGUUCAUCUUCGAUGUGUUAACACUGGGUCAACCCUGAAAGACACUGGGUCAACUGUACAUAGCUAGUUGUAUCUCUAACAUUCUCAUUACUGUUCUGCUUUUCUGCAGGAUCUCUUCCACAACCCACCAUCGUACAAGAGCACAGUCACGCUGUCCUGGAAGCCUGUCCAGAAGCCUGAGGCUGUAGCGUAAGUCUCUUUAUUUUUUAUUUUUUUUAUUUUUAUGUUGUCAUGGGUAAUCUGGUGACCGAGAAUAUCGGGUUUCUGAUUAAGUGUUAUUAACCUUACACUCUAAAAUCCGAAAUGUUCAGACCUCAAACGUAGUCAAGAUGAGUUCACAUCCCAGGCCAUCUUAUGUAAAUCCGUCUCUCUGCCACAAUCUAAAAAGAAUGGAAGCGAUAAGUACCAUGUAGUGUCCAGAUUUGUGGAUGAGUUAUGUAGCUAGAGCUAUACAACUGAUGGUGUGGGGAAACGUCUGACCAAUGUUGAUUUUGGAGUGCAAUGUCCCUUUAAUGUUAAUUCAUGGGUCAACUGACCUGCUCACUUCAAUGUAUGGACACUAGCAACUUCUCAGUACAAACACAAUAACCUCAUCAGAUAAGACUGAAAACGCAACAUUAGUGUUAGCAUUAUGACCCCAGGUGACCUCUAUGUAACCUGUGACCUUUGCCCUCUGUGCCCAUCAGUCAGAAGCGCCCAUCCGGGGAGGAGAUGGGCACAGGCAGUACCAUGAAGAAGCAGCUGUCCCCCCUGCCCCGAAGGAACGCGAGACAGAUCUACAACCCUCCCAGCGGCAAGUACAGCGCCACCAUUGGCAACUUCACCAACGGUGAGGGUGGCACUUGGGUAGCAUGUCAAACAGUAGAACGUUGCACAGACGUUGUAUCUGGGUUUUUCUCAUGGGUUCUCUCACGUUUUGUCUCAUCUACCUUUGUCGAGUGCACUUGGUGUUACUUAGUCACUCUGGGUAAGAGAGUCAAUGACUGAACUGGAAACAUGUUUGGUGCCUACUGUUUCUUUCCAUUGUGUGUGUGUGUGUGGUGGAUGUUGUUCACUUCCAUCUUGUAUUGUGCCUAGGGUUGCAAAGGGAGGGUAUAUUACUGGAAACUUUUCAAAGUUUACCAGUAAAUAACCAGAAUUUUGGUAACUUAAAGUUUCUUUAAGUUUAUCCGAUGACAUCUAGUGGCCUUUUGGGUACUUUAAAUUAUCACAGGUGUCUAAUUAUCUCUGGACCUCUGUGUGGCCUUAUCAUAUGUAAAACAUAUAAAAUAAUCAAGUAAGGUGAUUUUAGAAUAAAAAUAGAAUGACAAAGCUGUAAAACAUAUUUUACUAUGUUUAAUGUCUUUGUUGUAAAUGUUUUGGCGCCGAACUGGUGGCAGUUGUAGCUCAGUUGGUAGAGCAUGGCGCUUGCAACGCCAGGGUUGUGGGUUCGAUUCCCACGGGGGACCAGUAUGAACAAAUGUAUGCACUUACUUAACUGUAAGUCGCUCUGGAUAAGAGCGUCUGCUAAAUGACUAAAAUGUAAAAGAGUCAAUCGUUGGAAGAGUUGCAGAGUUCAUUGAAAAUAAUGCCAUUGUUGAUUUAGAUGCUUUUUUUCAUUAAAUAGGCAAUUUUCUCUUGAACCAUAUGGUCUAACCACUUGAAACUCAUAGACAAUAUGCAUACAGAUAUAAACAAAAAAUGAAUACUAUAUAUGAGUAAGUUAUUCAAGUAUAAAUCACCAAAGUUACCAUAGAUUACCUGUUAAUUGCCAAAAUUACCGAAGAUAACGCUUUGCAACCCUAAUUGUGCCAUGUACACCCUAUAUGGGGAAUAUGAGGGUGUUACUAGAGUGACUGAGGUGCACAUGCUGAUGCUUAAAUGUUGCUAAUGUGUUAAAAGGAUAGGAAAUCCAAAAUCACCAUUGUUUUUAAGCUGAGCCCUCUGUUUUAUGUGAGCUAUUGAGAAAUAUGCAACUAAGUGGAGGGAAUGGCACUAGCUAAAUAUUACUAUCCUUUUUAAAGGCCCAGUGCAGCCAAGAUGUUUUUUUCUGUGUUUUGUUAUCAUAUUAUACAACAUCUGAUGAAACUAACUGUAAAAAUGUUACAAGUGUUAUGUCCUGAUAGUUGCUGUUUGAAAAUACAAUUUGCUUUCUAAUCAGCAGGUUUUGCAUGGGUGGAUUUUUGGCUUGCCUUGUGACAUCACCAGGCCGUAUAGGUUUAAUAGACCAAUAACAAAUAGAGUUCCAAAUCGUACAUUUACAUUUACGUCAUUUAGCAGACGCUCUUAUCCAGAGCGACUUACAAAUAGGUGCAUUCACCUUAUAGCCAGUGGGAUAACCACUUUACAAUGGGUUUUUUUUGGGGGGGGGGGGGGGGUAGAAGGAUUACUUUAUCCUAUCCCAGGUAUUCCUUAGAGGUGGGGUUUCAAAUGUCUCCGGAAGGUGGUGAGUGACUCCGCUGUCCUGGCGUCGUGAGGGAGCUUGUUCCACCAUUGGGGUGCCAGAGCAGCGAACAGUUUUGACUGGGCUGAGCGGGAACUAUGCUUCCGCAGAGGUAGGGGAGCCAGCAGGCCAGAGGUGGAUGAACGCAGUGCCCUCGUUUGGGUGUAGGGACUAAUCAGAGCCUGAAGGUACGGAGGUGCCGUUCCCCUCACAGCUCCGUAGGCAAGCACCAUGGUCUUGUAGCAGAUGCGAGCUUCAACUGGAAGCCAGUGGAGUGUGCGGAGGAGCGGGGUGACGUGAGAGAACUUGGGAAGGUUGAACACCAGACGGGCUGCGGCAUUCUGGAUGAGUUGUAGGGGUUUAAUGGCACAGGCAGGGAGCCCAGCCAACAGCGAGUUGCAGUAAUCCAGACGGGAGAUGACAAGUGCCUGGAUUAGGACCUGUGCCGCUUCCUGUGUAAGGCAGGGUCGUACUCUCCGAAUGUUGUAGAGCAUGAUGUUAGCGGAGAACGACAGGGUGUUGUCCAGGGUCACGCCAAGGCUCUUCGCACUCUGGGAGGAGGACACAACGGAGUUGUCAACCGUGAUGGCGAGAUCAUGGAACGGGCAGUCCUUCCCCGGGAGGAAGAGCAGCUCCGUCUUGCCGAGGUUCAGCUUGAGGUGGUGAUCCGUCAUCCAUACUGAUAUGUCUGCCAGACAUGCAGAGAUGCGAUUCGCCACCUGGUUAUCAGAAGGGGGAAAGGAGAAGAUUAGUUGUGUGUCAUCAGCGUAGCAAUGAUAGGAGAGGUCAUGUGAGGAUAUGACAGUGCCAAGUGACUUGGUGUAUAGCGAGAAUAGGAGAGGGCCUAGAACUGAGCCCUGGGGGACACCAGUGGUGAGAGCACGUGGUGCGGAGACAGCUUCUCGCCACGCCACUUGGUAGGAGUGACCGGUCAGGUAGGACGCAAUCCAAGAGUGAGCCGCGCCGGAGAUGCCCAGUUCGGAGAGGGUGGAGAGGAGGAUCUGAUGGUUCACAGUAUCAAAGGCAGCAACAGGUCUAGAAGGACAAGAGCAGAGGAGAGAGAGUUAGCUUUAGCAGUGCGGAGAGCCUCCGUGACACAGAGAAGAGCAGUCUCAGUUGAAUGACCAGUCUUGAAACCUGACUGGUUUGGAUCAAGAAGGUCAUUCUGAGAGAGAUAGCAAGAGUUGGCUAAAGACGGCACGCUCAAUAGUUUUGGAGAGAAAAGAAAGAAGGGAUACUGGUCUGUAGUAAAUCUCUCUGCCAAUAACGGCUAGUUUUCAGGUUACAUAUCCCUCCCAUUAGGCCCCUCACUCAGACCACUCCCAGACAGUGAGGGGAUUCGAUUAUCUGGCCAGAAUUACCCCCAGUGGUCGGAGUUUGUACCUGGUUAAAAGUGAUUGCAUUUGUUUUGGAACCUGGCUGCCUCCUGGGCGUGAGCCAGGUGCUCCGUUCAAAGGCACUGGAGAAGUCGUCUCAACAAGUGACAUAGACUAGAUUGAGCACGUGUAGUAAUGAGUAGGAUUCACUUGCCUUUUGAUAUGAAGGCUUUAUUUGCCUUCCUAAUUAAAACUAGUUUGAAAAUGAAAACAUAUUUUAUGGAAAAGAGAUGUUUCUGGACGAUCCACCAUGCUGCCUUGUUGACAACAUUACGGAGCGGUGCAGAUUCCUGUUUGAUUUGAGAAGGGCGCUCCUCCUUCAUGCUGCGUUUAGGCUAGGGAUGCAAAAACCAUCAUGCCAGUCGGCAUAGUGGGACAAGAAAUGUUAGUUGAUGACGGCAAAAGCAAGCCAGCGCGAUGGUAUGCGUUGCUAUGGUGAUUUCAGCAAAUCAACAUCCGGUAGAAAACAACAUUAAUGCAGACUGCAAAAGUUGAAAUAUUUUAACUCUGGGGGGGGGCAAGUCCCAUCUACCUUGGCGGCGUUCACCGCCAGCCUCAAUGGCACUUACCGUCGUGCUCUCAUUGAAAACAAUGACAUCCGGUUUGCCAUCUACCUCGUACCAUGUAAAUGCAGCAUCACCACUUUUGCUCGUUCACGUCACGUGCCAUAGACGGUGCACAGCAGCUCAGGUUAAUAGAAAUCCCUCAGUCCUAGCAAAAUCCUUGCUUGAGAAAUAGAUUUUUGCUUUAAAGCCAUUCUUGUUUCUUUUUGACUAGUUGAAUGGAAAACUAUUACAGUAAGGUAUUUAAUUUUAAUAUUGAGAUAAAAACGCCUUUUAGCUCUAAUACAAGAUGAGUCGGGGCAGGAGUUUUUCUCUGACCAUGUGACCCAAUUAUUUCUUCCUUUUUAUAGGCUGUUUGAGAUGUACUACAUUGCCAUCGGGUUUUAUCCCGUCAAACACGCUAAAUUACUAAAACUAGGGCCCAGUCUUUCCUGGCCAGGAAAAACUCCUGACUCAAAUGAUGAGUCCUCAUACUGACCUUCUGUCUAUUGUCCCUGUGUUGUGAUUCCAGAGCAGCGUGGAGGCUUCAGGGGAGGCCGGGGACGAGGCUUCGGAGGCAGGAGCCGAGGCCGAAUCUACUGAGUCCACCAUCACACACUGAACUGCAGCACAUCAGAAUCCCUGCCGCAACUGAGGUGGUCUCCACGACCACCGCUCCUCAACCCUGUGUCCACUUGUUCUUUUUCCUCCGGCUCCAAACGCCCCCCUCAAAGUAAAUCCACUUCAAGGAGACUGGGCUUCAGACUUUUCUACCAGUUGUUUCUACCACGACACUGUUCCCCGGCGAAGCGGUUGUUCAAGUAGAUCAUCGUGUCUUAGUUUUUUUAUUAUUAUGAGUGUCUUUUUGUGGAACCAGAGACUGCCAAGUUGUACCUGAUUUUGAUAUUUUUGUCAGAUGUCGGAACGUCUUUCUUUGUUUUACAAAAUGGUGACGAAUGCAUUCUUUCUAUAUUUUUAUUUAAUCCUUACAUUUUUAGAGCUUGGAUUUGGAUUGGCCUGCUCUCUUCGCUACUUUGUAUGAAUCGACAAUGAAGUUUUCAUCUGAAUUUUAUCAUAAACUUGUAUUGAAGUCUCACCACCUUGCUCCCUUUGUUUGUGUAACACCUUGUUA
Messenger RNA from Coregonus sp. 'balchen', 15005 nucleotides. Lineage: Eukaryota; Metazoa; Chordata; Actinopteri; Salmoniformes; Salmonidae. The record is from the annotation of a GenBank genome assembly.